UUAAGCAGGAUUAACCACAAUUAACUGAAUAUGGCAAGUUUCAUCAAGUUAUGGGUUUGCCUUAUCUUGCUUCUACCCGAGCUCUCGGUGCAUCAAUGCCGGCCACUGGUUGGGGAAGAGAGGCCUUCAGAUUCGGGGAACAUAAGAAAGAUGAUGAGAGAACUUCUCAGAAGAUCAGAAGAGAUGAAGGUGAGAUCUAAAGGCGAGGAAACAGUCCUAGGCCAUACCCUUGAUUCAAAACGACUUAGCCCGGGUGGACCGGACCCUAGACAUCACUAAA
Brassica oleracea var. oleracea is the source of this 280-nucleotide messenger RNA. RefSeq names its product CLAVATA3/ESR (CLE)-related protein 4. The transcript has a single exon. Lineage: Eukaryota; Viridiplantae; Streptophyta; Magnoliopsida; Brassicales; Brassicaceae. Gene Ontology annotation, molecular function: receptor serine/threonine kinase binding. The coding region runs from base 31 to 279 and encodes 82 amino acids. The record is from RefSeq and is a predicted model, not a curated record. Gene Ontology annotation, biological process: cell-cell signaling involved in cell fate commitment.